This is a messenger RNA of Musa acuminata subsp. malaccensis (wild Malaysian banana), 396 nucleotides long. RefSeq lists its product as uncharacterized. NCBI's taxonomy places the organism in Eukaryota, Viridiplantae, Streptophyta, Magnoliopsida, Zingiberales, Musaceae. Gene Ontology annotation, molecular function: nucleic acid binding. The record is from RefSeq and is a predicted model, not a curated record.
AUGAAUCAAGCAAUUCUUGAAGGCCUCAAGAGGAGAAUCUUGGGCGUGCAUGGGGCCUGGGUGGACGAGCUCCCUAGCGUCCUAUGGGCAAUGCAAACAACUCCCAAAACCACUCCGAGGGAGUCUCCGUUCAGCUUGGCAUUCGGGACCAAGGCGGUCCUUCCGCCCGAGAUGGUAUUCCCUAUCUUACGCACCUCCAACUAUGAGCGAGGGCACUCUAAGGAGGGACUGCAUGCUAACCUGGAUCUCCUUGAGGAGAGAAGAGCCAGGGCACACUUGCGCGCCCUAGCAUACAAGAAGGCGACUGCUCGGAUAUACAACCGAAGGGUCCGUCCGCGGCCGAUCCAAGUCAGAGACCUCGUCCUCCGAAGAGCAGAAGUAAGCAACCCGACCUGA